CAACUGGAAGAUUAGAUCAUUCAGUUGAAAACCGUGUCCCCGAUCAAGACAAAGUAUAUAAAAUAUUCGGAAACAAUUUGCAAUUCUUUAAAUUAACAUAUAAGCCGUUGUGUAUUCAAACCAGAAAGACAUACAAUUUGUAGUAAGCUUUGGAACCUGAUAUCACUUAGUUAGUUGAGAUUAGUACUCCCACGCAGACACAUUAAGCUUUCGCGAAUUCCUGAGAUCGAUCUGGCAACCCGUUUCCGUUUACCAUAUGUUUGGCGAAAUGGCAAUCGCAAACGGCGCGGAAGAAGAGGAGCACGAAGUGCGGACGGCGAAGAGCAGGAAAUGUUUUUAUUUGAAAAAAAUGAUCGGAGAUUACAUAGACACCUCUGUGCGCGUUGUGGCCACCGUGUUUCUGGCCGACUUCCUGCAGCGCUUGUACCGCUGUGUCGUCGAAUAUGUCCGAUAUAGCCGGUACUAUCUGCCGGAGGAUCGGCUGUGGACCGUUGUGCGUCGCUCGUACACGUACAACAACAAAUCGGCGUACCUGCUGCUGGCCUACCUGAUCGUGGGACUUUCCCGAAUUUCCGUUUCCGGGAACUUCAGGAGCGUAGUGCCCACGGUCAUGUUCCUGGCCCACAUGCCGCUCUACUGGAUCUUCAGUGACCUGGGCCAGAGCACCCUCAGCUACGCCCACUGGAUACGGGACUCACAUGGCCUGGACUAUGCGGCCGGAAUGGCCUCCAACUACUUCCACGGCUACCUCAAACUAUCACUGCCCGAACGCAAGGACGACGGACUCAAGCACCGAAUGGCUUUGUAUGAGGACAAGAUGAACGUGACUUUUGGCGUGGAUCGACUGGUAAUCCUUAUACCCGACGAAAUGUUCGUCAGCGGUGAACUGGACAGCAAGUAUUUGGAAAAAGUUGAGCCCCUGGAAACGAAGUUCAUUAACAGAGCUGGAGUGUAUCGUCCUUUUAAGCACGCUGUAUACAAACUGAAGCACAGGAUAAACGGCAAGUUUUACUACUUCGCCAUGGAGGGCGCCACGCCCAUGUUAUCCUUCUUCGAUGCCAUGCAGUUCAACUUGUCGGCCACCUGGCAGAUGCAGGAACUAAAGCGGGAGAUCUGGCUCAAGUUCUACAAGCACCUGAAGGAGCUCAUUACGACGUGGCCCGAGACCCGCAACGAAGUGGAGCUCAUCAUCUAUAACUCCCAUGAUACCAAGGGUAAUCUUGUUGAUGUCGGCGAAUUGCUCAUAGAUCACAUGAAAAAUAAAACCAAAAUUAUUGACGAAUCGACCGACUGAGAAUUCGAAAGAAAGCUACGAGUUUAACGAUGUCACCAAGCGAAAUACUAUCUCUAUUAGUCC
Molecule: messenger RNA, 1357 nt
Organism: Drosophila gunungcola (fruit fly)
Lineage: Eukaryota; Metazoa; Arthropoda; Insecta; Diptera; Drosophilidae
Gene: Sting
Product: stimulator of interferon genes protein homolog
Exons: 6
Coding region: 257-1294 (345 amino acids)
Biological process (GO): positive regulation of macroautophagy; activation of innate immune response; positive regulation of type I interferon production
Cellular component (GO): autophagosome; endoplasmic reticulum membrane
Molecular function (GO): cyclic-di-GMP binding; 2',3'-cyclic GMP-AMP binding
Source: RefSeq, a predicted model, not a curated record